Molecule: messenger RNA, 1704 nt
Organism: Metarhizium acridum CQMa 102
Lineage: Eukaryota; Fungi; Ascomycota; Sordariomycetes; Hypocreales; Clavicipitaceae
Source: RefSeq, a predicted model, not a curated record
AUGCCGGACAACUCAGCUACCUCAGGCGAGCCUGCCGCCGCCGAGGCCGCCGCCGCUGUCGCCAAGCUUCACCUCGACGAAGUGACGGGCGAGAUGAUCUCCAAGACCGAACUCAAGAAGCGCCAGAAGCAGCGUGAGAAGGAGGCGGCCAAGAAGGAGAAGGCUGCUGCGAAUCCAAAGCCCCAGGCUGCCAGCACCAAGAACGCUGAGGCUGCCGAGAAGGAGCUCACUCCCAACCAGUACCACAUCGAUUAUGAUAUCCGCAAGUUCGAGGACGAAUUCAAGCACCUCAAGAACGGCGAGACCGACAAGUCCAGGAUGAUCCAGCUGGCUGGAAGAAUCUAUGUCCGCCGCUCAGCUGGUUCCAAGCUUUUCUUCUACGAUAUCCGCUCCGACGGCACCAGACUUCAGGUCCUCGCCCAGGCCGACAACCUCGACGACAAGGCCCCCAGCUUUGACGAGCAGCAUGUCAACCUUCGAAGAGGUGACAUUAUCGGCAUUCGUGGAUUCCCCACCCGCACAAACCCCAAAACCAAGCAGGGCUCAGGUGAAUAUUCCGGCGAACUGUCGAUUGCUGCUGUCGAGAUUACUCUUUUGUCUCCUUGCUUGCACCAAAUUCCCGACGACCACUAUGGUUUCAAGAACCCCGAGACUCGUUUCCGCCAACGAUACCUGGAUCUCAUGAUGAAUGAGAAGUCUAGACAAAUAUUCAUCACCCGCGCCAAGGUCGACUCAUACAUUCGCCGCUGGUUCGACGAGCGUGACUUUGUCUCCGUGCAGACCCCUAUGCUCAACCCUAUUGCUGGUGGUGCCACGGCCAGACCUUUCAUCACCCACCACAACGACCUGAACAUGGAUAUGUUCCUGCGUGUUGCUCCCGAGUUGUAUCUCAAGAUGCUUGUUGUCGGUGGUCUCAAUCGUGUCUACGAGAUGGGACGACAGUUUAGAAAUGAGAGCAUGGAUCUCACUCACAACCCUGAAUUCACCACCCUUGAGUUUUAUAUGGCGUAUGCUGAUGUUUACGAUCUAAUGACCAUGACUGAGGAGCUUGUUAGCGGCCUGGUCAAGCACAUUCACGGCUCGUACAAGACCGUCUACCACACCAUCAAGGGCGAGGAAAUCAACAUCAACUGGGAGGGUCCCUGGCGAAGAAUUGAAAUGAUUCCCGCCCUCGAGGAGGCCGUCGGCGAGAAGUUCCCUCCUGCGGACACUCUCCACACCGAAGAGGCCAACCAGUUCUUCAAGAAGGUCCUGGCCAAGACCGGAGUCGAGUGCAGCCCGCCCCUGACCAACGCCCGUAUGCUCGACGCCCUCGUCGGCGAGUACCUCGAGUCCCAAGCCAUCAACCCCACCUUCAUCAUCGGCCACCCCAAGAUGAUGUCUCCCCUUGCCAAGGACUCCCGCACCACCCCCGGUCUCUGCGAGCGGUUCGAGGUCUUCGUCUCCACCAAGGAGAUUGUCAAUGCCUACACCGAGUUGAACGUUGCUGCCGAGCAGCGUCUCCGGUUCGAGGAGCAGGCCCGCCAGAAGUCCCAGGGCGACGACGAGGCCCAGAUGGCCGAUGAGACCUUCUGCCAGGCCCUCGAGCACGCUCUGCCUCCCACUGGCGGUUGGGGCAUGGGCAUCGACCGCAUGAUGAUGUUCUUGACCGACAACUACAGCAUCCGUGAGGUUCUUGCUUUCCCCACCAUGAAGCCCGAAUAA